Molecule: messenger RNA, 1761 nt
Organism: Exophiala bonariae
Lineage: Eukaryota; Fungi; Ascomycota; Eurotiomycetes; Chaetothyriales; Herpotrichiellaceae
Exons: 3
Coding region: 1-1761 (586 amino acids)
Source: RefSeq, a predicted model, not a curated record
AUGUACUGCUACCACACCCGCCUACUAACGGCUUUGUCGUUGGUUGUUACAGCAUUGAGUCAAGAUCCUAGCAAUGGCCCUCCAUUGCCUCCACCACCACCACUACUUGCCAGUACGACUACCUGGAAUGAGACCGUUAUAUUUACUUGUCCACCAGCGCCAACUAUCUUGGUGAACGUCACUCAGUAUAUACCCAUCACUGAUACGACUACUGAUACCGAUGUCAUUACGACCUCUAUAUGGGACACAACUACACUUCCGAUUACUAUAUAUCAGACAAUUAUAUCCACCACAGUGCUCACCUCAACGAGGAUUGUAACGGAAACCUCAACAACCGUGACACCUACCACCGCAACCGCAACAGAAACUGUUGUCGUUGCUCUUCCAACUACCGAGACUGAGACGGAGACUUCAACGACUGUCAGCCCCACUACUGCGACAGAAACUUCCGUGGUCAUUGUUCCAACUACCGCGACUGAGACGUCAAUCACGAUCAGUCCUGUGACGGCAACGGCAACAGAGGAGCUGCUUCUUUCCACCUUGACGCAAAGGGUGACCAGUGUUACAUUGUGCCCGACCCGAUUGGUGAAUCCAAGUUACACAGCUCAGGGACCAUAUCCCACCGACUGGACAUGGGGGUGUCCUCCCGGUUGGCUUUGCAGGCCUACACGGGACAAUUGCAACUUUGAAGCUGGAAUUCCUGAUCAAGGCUUCUUGUGCCCACCUAAUCAUUGCAUUCCAGCAGAAGCACUUCCAGUGCCUUUGGUGACCUGGGAUGACACAAUCUAUGGCAAUUCAACCCCGGCGCAGAACCCCGGUUUAACAGUUCAGGCUCUUGAUGAUUAUUUCAACAUGAACCCCAGUGAUUUUGGAUUGAGCUAUGAGAUUUUCGUGAUUGAGGAAACGAUCACACUCACAUCGACCACAGUCCGCCCACCAUCCCCAACCGUCGGAGCGAGACAGGCGCAAACCAGUGUUCCGGGAGCGUGCUUCCCUUGGUGCAACAACUGUCUGCUCGAAGCUCAAGCGAACGGCAAGACUCCUGCUCUUUGUGUUCCAGGCUCAGCAUUCGAAACAUCCUUGGAGAAAUGUGAGCAAUGUAUCCAGGUACACAAAACCGAUAGCAGCGGUGGAUUUGUUCAGAUCGCACCACAGUUUCAACAAUUCCUAGAUUACUGCGACCAGUUUUCAACAAUAAUCGUCACAACCUCGGUGACGGCAACAACCAUCAAUAGUGCUGGCUCGACAUUAAGCUCUAUGUCAUCAUUCUUAUCAACUACUGUCACCCCACGGACUUCGUCCGUCACUUUGAGUCCAACUGGACCCCAGACUUCAGUAUCUACGGUAACUGCUCCUAUAGUCACGACUGUGGUUUCGACGAGUUAUUCAGAGAGUACUGUCGCGGGAGAUGACUGGUCGCAAGCGACGAUCAUUUUACCGCUUGAAAACAAUAGCACAACGACGAUAUACGGCUCUGAAUUGACAAACGGAGCGACUCUCGUAUUACCAGUUGCACAAACCACGAAUUCAUACACCACAACCCUCACAGGUGGCCCUGCUCCAGUCAGUUCUGCACCACCGACCACCAUCUCGGGUACCGUGAUUGCUGGUGCAUCGUCUAGUGCAGUCGCAUCUGGAAGUGCAGUCCCAUCACAAUUUCCUGGUAGCGCCUCGAGAUCUUACGAGGUCAAAGAGGCCCGUUAUUGGUGGACUCUUGUGCUCGGCAUGUUACUGCCACUGGUCUUUGCCAUUGGUCUAUGA